Misgurnus anguillicaudatus (oriental weatherfish) is the source of this 1536-nucleotide messenger RNA. The record is from RefSeq and is a predicted model, not a curated record. Lineage: Eukaryota; Metazoa; Chordata; Actinopteri; Cypriniformes; Cobitidae.
UACCGGAAGUGUUCGAGGUGAGAAUCUGUUACUAGAGCAAAGGGCGAACUCAUCGGACUGUCUCGAGUUUAUUUAAAUGUUACGUUUAUAAAUACAUUGUAGCUUUUCGCUUUGCUGUUUCCAGCGCAGAACAAACACACAGCCCAGCAUGUUGCAGAAUACAGGGAGACUGGCAGGAUGCACCCUCUUCAUUACCGGGGCGAGUCGAGGGAUAGGCAAGGCCAUUGCUCUCAAAGCUGCGAAGGACGGUGCCAAUGUGGUCAUCGCUGCGAAAACCGCAGAAGCUCACCCUAAACUGCCUGGAACCAUCUACACAGCCGCUGCUGAAAUCGAAGCAGCGGGAGGGAAAGCGCUGCCAUGCGUCGUAGAUGUUCGGGAUGAGAAUCAGAUAAAUGACGCUGUGCAACAAGCGGUUGAGAAAUUUGGAGGGAUUGACAUCUUGGUAAACAACGCCAGUGCCAUCAAUUUAACAGGAACUUUGGAAACUCCAAUGAAGAAAGUCGACCUGAUGCUGGGCAUUAAUCUCAGAGGAACAUACCUGACAUCUAAAUUAUGCAUCCCACAUCUAUUGAAGAGCAAGAACCCUCAUAUCCUUAACCUCAGUCCACCUCUCAACCUCAAUCCCAUGUGGUUCAAAAAUCACACAGCUUACACAAUUGCGAAAUAUGGCAUGUCCAUGUGUGUGCUUGGAAUGGCCCAGGAGUACAAAGGAUCUAUCGCCGUCAAUGCCUUAUGGCCCAGGACAGCUAUUCAAACGGCAGCCAUGGACAUGUUGGGUGGCUCCGGGGUGGGCAAACAGUGCAGGAAGGUGGAGAUCAUGGCUGAUGCUGCCUACGCCAUCUUCAGCAAACCCACCAGCUUUACAGGACAGUUUGUCAUUGAUGACGACAUUCUGAAAAAGGAGGGCAUUAAAGACUUUGAUGUAUAUGCUGUUGAACCAGGUCAUCCAUUGCUUCCUGACUUUUUCUUGGAUGAGAACCCAGAGGAGUUAGUCAAGCAAAUGGAGGAACAUGGUGCCACUCCAGUUUUCAAGAGCGGAAAAUCUAGUGCAGAUUCAGCCGCCGCUGGACCUAUUGCUGAUACAUUCAACGUUAUUAAAGGAAUUCUGAAUGCAGAUUUAGUCAAAACUACACAAGGAGUGUACAAAUUUGACUUAGCAGGUGAGCAUGCCGGAGUCUGGUACCUUGAUCUAAAGAACGAUGCAGGGUCUGCUGGCAGUGGGGAACCACCUGUCAAAGCUGAUGUUGUCAUGACCAUGGACAGUGCAGACUUCAUAAAGAUGUUCUCAGGGAAAUUAAAGCCGACCAUGGCCUUCAUGUCUGGAAAGCUGAAGAUUAAGGGCGACAUGGGUCUGGCCAUCAAAAUGGAGAAGAUGAUGGCUAUGAUGAAGUCUAAGCUGUGAUAUGGUCACCCAGUCUCUUGCCUUACAUCACAUACAUGAUCUUUCAGUGUGUCAGUUUGCUUUUUCUAUAUCACUGUUUUCACUGCACCAUUUGUUAAGCUGCUACUAAUUGUAAUAAAUGAUUUUCCUCUAAA